Messenger RNA from Tripterygium wilfordii, 1656 nucleotides. Its product is annotated as polyadenylate-binding protein-interacting protein 11-like. The transcript has 11 exons. Bases 200 to 1357 code for a protein of 385 amino acids. NCBI's taxonomy places the organism in Eukaryota, Viridiplantae, Streptophyta, Magnoliopsida, Celastrales, Celastraceae. Gene Ontology annotation, molecular function: RNA binding. The record is from RefSeq and is a predicted model, not a curated record.
CGCAUAUGGUUUUACCAUUUUGAGCACGAAAGAAGACGACUGAGAGUUGAAACAAUCUCCAGGACGAUAUGCGAAUCGGAUCCGCUCCCUUCUCUCUCCAACAAUCGUUGUGAAAAAUUACGAUUCAAACCCCCAAAACCCCAGUUUCACUCGUCACACUUGGAAUUUUAUCGGAGCUGUUUUUGAGAUUUUUCUAGUCAUGGCUGUUGUGGAGAAUGGUGAUUCGGGGGUGAGCGUGGGAUCGUCGUCGAUUCAAGAAUCGACGGUGGUGGUGGGCAACGAUCAGAAUCAGCUCAAGCCCGGCCACCAUGUGCGGUCCCGCAUCGAUCCUAACGACAAACUCAACGGAAACGGGAACGAAAACGGCAGCGGCGGCGGCGAUGAUGUCCCCAUUUUGCGGACUCACCAUGAUCAGCAGCCAUCAUCCAACAUACCACCGCAUAUGGCUCAGGGCGGCCAUCAACGAUCGGACAGCGGUGGGAGCGAGGUGCAGAGGAAUGGAGAUGUGGAUGCGGUGGAAAGGUUUAACAGGGACAUGAUGGAGCUGCAGGAGCUCUUCUCAAAGCUGAAUCCCAUGGCUGAGGAGUUUGUGCCGCCUUCUUUGACUAAUGGCUAUGGUGGCCUGAAUGGGUUUGCUAGCCAUGGCCUCAAUGGAGGGUUUUAUACUAACAAUGCCCUCAACGGCGGAGAUGGACUUGAUAAUGGCAUUAAUGGUCGGCGGAAGAAAAAUUUUGGUCAAGGGAAACGGAGGAUGAACAGCAGGACUAGUCAUGCUCAGCGGGAGGAGGUUAUUCGCCGUACUGUCUAUGUCUCUGACAUUGAUCAACUGGUCACUGAGGAACAGCUUGCAGCUCUGUUUGUCAAUUGUGGCCAGGUUGUCGACUGUCGCAUAUGUGGUGAUCCUAAUUCUGUACUUCGUUUUGCCUUCAUUGAGUUCACUGAUGAAGAAGGUGCGCGGUCUGCUUUGAAUCUGUCUGGUACCAUGCUUGGAUUCUACCCUGUGAGGGUGCUGCCAUCUAAAACAGCUAUUGCACCAGUUAACCCAACAUUUUUGCCUAGGACUGAAGAUGAGCGCGAGACAUGUGCAAGGACAAUCUACUGUACAAAUAUUGACAAGAAGGUUACUCAAGCUGAUGUUAAGCUCUUUUUUGAAUCAGUGUGUGGCGAGGUAUACCGCCUGAGGCUGCUUGGAGACUAUCACCAUUCUACCCGCAUUGCUUUCGUCGAGUUUGUGAUGGCUGAAAGUGCAAUUGCUGCUCUCAACUGCAGUGGUGUGGUUCUGGGUUCAUUGCCAAUAAGAGUGAGCCCAUCAAAGACCCCUGUUCGGCCACGUGCUCCUCGCCUUCCCUCACAUUGAGUCAUCUUGGCAGCCGACUGUUCUCAACCCGGUUACCGACUGUUCUCAACCCGGUUAUAUAUUUAUUAAAACAUACACACAGCCAUGUAAAGAUGUUCUUCAUCUCUCUGGUUUCUCUGUUAAAUAUACUUCGCAUCUUUGCCCAGGAUUCUUCUUCUGCGGUAGCUUUAUGUUCCUGUUCUAGCAAAUCUAUAGAGUUGGAUGAAACUCUGAGGUUUUGGAAGAUAGUUUGUAUGAUUGCUCUUCAAAUGUGGAUUGAGCUUUUCUGCAAAUUGAACUUUUCUUUGUAGUUACUGAUA